Diorhabda carinulata is the source of this 2693-nucleotide messenger RNA. RefSeq names its product general vesicular transport factor p115 (gene p115). The record is from RefSeq and is a predicted model, not a curated record. Gene Ontology annotation, cellular component: cytoplasm; endoplasmic reticulum; Golgi membrane. NCBI's taxonomy places the organism in Eukaryota, Metazoa, Arthropoda, Insecta, Coleoptera, Chrysomelidae. The transcript is spliced from 6 exons. Bases 183 to 2600 code for a protein of 805 amino acids. Gene Ontology annotation, biological process: intracellular protein transport; vesicle fusion with Golgi apparatus; transcytosis.
AGUUGAAAUGUGUUGGUUCUUUGAAAUUUCGGAAACGUCAUCUGACAUUGACGUCUUUCAAAUUUUAAUAUUGACAUUGUCACAUAUGUUGUUGGAUACGUAAAAUAAGUGAUGUAUUUAUUUGUAUUAUCAAUUUGAAAUGAAAAUAUCACCAGUAUGAUUGUAGAUUUUUAAGUAUAAAAAUGGAAUAUUUUAAAAGUGGUUUAAAGUCGGUGUUGGGUACAUCAACGCCCGAAAAUCAACCGACAGGAGCAGAAAUAGUUGACAAGUUAGUCAGUAGAGUUAGUACAUCAACGUUAUUAGAAGAUAGACGAGAUGCUUGUAGAGCUCUUAGAGCACUUUCGAAGAAAUAUAGAGUGGAAGUGGGCGCGCAAGGAAUGGAUAUAUUAAGACAAGUAUUAGAACUGGAUCGUAGCGAUUGUGAAAUAAUAGGAUAUUGCUUGGAUACUUUAUGUAAUAUUACUUCGAAAGAAACGUUUGAGGAAGAAACAGAAAAUAAUAGAAACAUGCAAGUUAAUGUAGGCGAACAGUUUACUGAAAUGUUUUUGAAAAAUCACGAAAAUGUCACGUUGGUAUUAAGUUUUUUGGAAGAUUACGAUUUUCGAGUAAGGUGGCCAGCUAUAAGGUUACUAACGUCUUUAGUACGCUGUCGACCGAAAGAUGUACAAGAUAUAAUACUAGUUAGUCCAAUGGGUGUUUCCAAAUUAAUGGAUUUGCUUCUAGAAAAUCGUGAAGUUGUAAGAAACGACGCACUUCUCUUACUGAUCGAUUUAACUAAAUCUAAUGCCAAUAUACAAAAAAUUGUAGCUUUCGAAAAUGCAUUCGAUAGAUUAUUCGAUAUAAUAAAGCAUGAAGGUUGGACUGAUGGAGAUAUUGUAGUAGAAGACUGCCUCUUACUCAUGUUGAAUUUACUAAAAAACAACAACAGUAACAUAAAUUUCUUCCAGGAAGGUUCUUAUUUACAAAAAGUCGCGCCUAUGUUUGAACUACCGCCUAAUUUAGAAGAAGUCGGUUGGAGUCCUCAGAAAGUGUCAAAUUUUCUUUGUGUGUUGCAAUUAAUUCGAACGGUCGUGUCUCCUAAUAAUUCCUCCCAGAUUAUAACAGCUUGUCAGAAAACUAUGAGAAAUAACAAUUUAUUGGAGGCUUUGUGCAAUAUAUUGAUGGCAAGUGGAGUACCUGCUGAUAUUCUGACUGAAACAAUAAAUGCUGUAGCUGAGGUGAUAAGAGGCAACCUAACCAAUCAGGAUUACUUUGCAAACGUAUUGGCGCCUUCAAAUCCACCUCGACCGGCUAUGGUGGUGUUAUUAAUGUCGAUGGUUAAUGAAAAGCAACCGUUCGCUCUCAGAUGUGCUGUUUUGUAUUGUUUUGAAUGCUUUUUGUUCAAAAAUGAAAUCGGACAAGAAUUGGUUGUACAAACUCUACUGCCCAGUAAUACCGGUGCUUCUAACCUUAGUAUGGGACAGCUGUUAUGUAGCGGUUUAUUCAGCACGGACUAUUUAAGUAAUUGGUUCUCUGCCGUAGCUUUAUCUCAUUGUCUGAUUGAGAAUCCUGCACAAAAGGAGCAGUUGUUGAGGGUAUUACUAGCUACUAGUUUAGGAUCCCAACCGGUCAGUUUACUUCACCAAUGUGCCGUUUAUCUUCAACAUACAAGUAAAUUGCAAGCCAAAUUGGGGAUACUAAUGUUGUUAUCACAAUGGAUGGCGCAUUCCCCGGAAGCUGUCAAAGUAUUUCUGAAUGUACCGGGAUCGAUGGCAUAUUUGACAGCUCAGACUUCCGCCAGCGAGUUUGACAAUAAUGAAGAACUUUUGCAAGGUUUGUGCGCCUUUUUGAUGGGUUUGUGUGUCGUAUAUAACGAUAAUUCCGUGGCUAAUUAUUCGAAAGAAAAUCUGAGUCAGUUAGUUGAAAAACGAGUGGGGAUAGACACUUAUUGUAAAAAAUUAUCCGAAGUUACAAGACACGAAGUUUACGCCAAGGCGUCGAAACAGCCACAAAUCAAAGCCAAACAUUCCAGCGAGUUGCUACUAGAAUUCGAAUUUUGUAAAUUGUUGAAAACCCUCGAAGGGGUUAUAAUACAAGGUUUGGGUAUACAGAGAGAUUUGUCGAAUGGUAUAUCGGAAUUAAGUUUGAACGAACACGAAAACGCCCUCUUGUUACAGUACAAAGAAUUAAUUAGAGAUCAGGAUAAGAAAUUGCAGGAAAGUAAAAAAACCGUCGAGAGUUUGCAGAGGAGGAAUCAAGAGUUGGAGGCACAAAUUAAAGAACUCGAAGAAAACAACACACAACUAAUAGACCAAAAUACGCUUUUGAAAGCACAAAUAGCUGUAAACCCAAACAAUAAAACAACCCUAGAAUCUAACGAAAUAUCCCCUACAUCUAACCCCAAUAAGGAUUUACUGGAAAAAAUAAAAAUCCUUGAAGAAAUUAAUCGCGAAAAAGAAGAAGAACUACAAUGUAUAAGAAAGGACCAGGACGAUCUGUUGACGUUAUUGACAGAUCAGGAUUUGAAAUUGAAUACGUUUAAACAACGUUUAAGGGAAUUGGGGGAAACUAUUGAAGACGAUUCUGAAACUAAUUCGAUCGAUUUGGAAAACGAAUCCUGAUGAUCUCCAUUUAUAAUUUUUUAAUGGAAUUGUUUGUAUAUUGCGAAUACCGACGUUGUUAUAUUUCUUAUGGUAAUAUAUUUAUUCGAGAAA